AUGGCAAAGAAUGAUGCUGUGAUUCAGAGCCAAGCACUUUCUCUUCGCAAUCUGGAAAUUCAGUUGGGGCAACUGGCCAAUGAUCUGAAAAAUAGGCCCCAAGGUUCUUUGCCUAGUGAUACCGAGAAUCCAAGGAGGGAUGGUAAAGAACACUGCAAAGCAAUUAAUCUACGGAGUGGGAAAAUUCUGGAAAUUAAUGAUGAGAAAACAAAAGGCAGCAAAGAGCCCACUUCAAUCCAAACUGAAGGGGAAAUGAGUAAAAAACCAGCAAGUUCAGCUGCUGAAUUCAGCCCAGUUGAUACAGCAUCGGGUCAGCAUUCUGCUGCAGAAAAGACUUUACACAAGCCACCUCCACCAUUUCCUCAACGUUUUAAAAAACAACAGCAAGAUGGGCAAUUCAGGAAGUUUCUGGAUGUUUUGAAGCAGCUCCAUAUCAAUGUUCCCUUAGUGGAAGCCUUGGAGCAAAUGCCCAACUACGUGAAGUUCUUGAAAGAUAUUUUGACAAAGAAAAGGAGGCUGGGUGAGUUCGAAACAGUUGCUCUAACAGAAGGUUGCAGUGCUAUGUUGAAAAGCAAAAUUCCUCAUAAAUUAAAAGAUCCAGGCAGUUUUACAAUUCCAUGUUCCAUUGGUGGGAGAGAUGUGGGAAGAGCUUUAUGCGAUUUGGGUGCUAGUAUUAAUCUAAUGCCUAUGUCUAUUUUCAAGAAGUUGGGCAUUGGUGAAGCUCGGCCAACCACAGUUACAUUGCAGUUAGCGGACAGAUCAAUGGCUCAUCCGGAAGGGAAGAUUGAGGAUGUACUAGUGCAGGUUGACAAGUUCAUAUUCCCGACCGAUUUCAUCAUUCUUGACUAUGAAGCGGAUCGAGAAGUACCCAUAAUAUUGGGGAGGCCAUUUCUUGCCACAGGGAGGACUCUGAUUGAUGUGCAAAAUGGAGAGCUUACCAUGAGGGUGAAGGAUCAACAAGUGACCUUUAGUGUUUUCCAAGCCAUGAAGUUUCUGGAUGACAUAGAAGAAUGUUCUAGUUUGAGUGUACUUGAGACACUUGUGGCUGAAACCUUUAAUAAAGAAAUUUGCAAGGCUGAUUUGGGGCUGAAUAUCUUUGAGGAUGAUGAAGAAUCUAGCAAUGAAGAGGAGUCCCAAGUCACUUGGGUAGAGUCCAGCAAACCAGCCAUGAAAUUCAGCAAGCAUUUUGAGUCUUUAAAUCUGUCGGAAGGGAAUUUUAAGCCUCCAAAGCCCUCUAUCCAAGAACCACAAAAACUGGAGUUGAAACCGCUGCCCAGCCAUUUAAAAUACGCCUACUUGGGGGACAAUGAAACGCUGUCUGUGAUUAUUUCAGCGUAUUUGGGAGCUGAAGCUGAAUGUUUACUGCUAGAAGUGUUGAAGAAGCAUAAUAGGGCAAUCAGCUGGACUAUGGCAGACAUAAAAGGCAUUAGCCUGACAUUUUGUAUGCAUAAAAUACUGCUGGAAGCUGGCUAUAAUAACUUUAUUGAGCAGCAACGAAGGUUGAAUCCCAUCAUGAAGGAGGUAGUUCGGAAAGAAGUGAUUAAGUGGCUGGAUUAUGGCAUAGUUUACCCGAUUUCAGACAACUCUUGGGCCAGCCCAGUUCAGUGUGUCCCUAAAAAGGGAGGAGUUACAGUAGUGACUAAUGAUAACAAUGAGUUGAUUCCCACAAGAACGGUGACUGGUUGGCGAGUUUGCAUGGAUUAUAGGAAGCUUAAUGAAGCCACUCGGAAGGACCAUUUCCCGCUGCCAUUUAUUGACCAAAUGUUGGAUCGGUUGGCUAGAAAGGAAUUUUACUGCUUUCUUGACGGAUAUUCAGGUUAUAACCAGAUUUCUAUAGCUCCGGAAGACCAGGAAAAAACAACAUUCACUUGUCCCUACGGCACCUUUUGUUGGGUUUUAUGCCCUUAA
Humulus lupulus (European hop) is the source of this 1908-nucleotide messenger RNA. RefSeq lists its product as uncharacterized. The transcript has a single exon. Bases 1 to 1908 code for a protein of 635 amino acids. NCBI's taxonomy places the organism in Eukaryota, Viridiplantae, Streptophyta, Magnoliopsida, Rosales, Cannabaceae. The record is from RefSeq and is a predicted model, not a curated record.